GGGUGAGGCCGAGGAUUACAAACUGGCUGGGCCCUCCUCCUCCUCCUCUCAUGCCUCACAGCAUUGCAAGCCAGGCGAUGAAGGGCCCCCUCUUGCCCGUGAGCAGAGACAGGAGGAUCUCUGACUUGCCCAAGUGCUACACCCCCGAGGCCUGUCUCCAGCUCCGGGAGGACUUCCACGCCCAGGUGAGGGCUGCCUGUCAGCAGAAGAACCCUGGCACUGUUGGCCUGAAAAUCUCCAAAGUGGUUGUGGUGGGAGACCUCUGUGUUGGGAAAACAAGCCUUAUCCACAGGUUUUGUAAAGAUGCUUUUGACCGGGAUUAUAAGGCAACCAUUGGAGUUGAUUUUGAAAUUGAGCGUUUUGAGAUCGCUGGGGUGCCAUACAAUCUUCAGAUAUGGGACACAGCCGGCCAGGAGAAGUUCAAGUGCAUCGCAUCUGCUUACUACAGAGGGGCGGAAAUAAUUAUCACAGUUUUCGAUUUGGCUGACAUCCAGACUUUGGAUCACACCAAACAGUGGCUGGAGGAUGCCCUGCAGGAGAAUCACCCCGGCUCCAGCUCUGUGUUUCUGGUGGGAACCAAGAAGGACCUGCUGUCCGAUGCUGAGAGAGAGCGGACAGAGCGGGACGCGGUCCGUCUGGCCAACGAGAUGCAGGCGGAGUAUUGGUCUGUCUCGGCCAAAACAGGGGAAAAUGUCAAGGACUUUUUUUCCCGGGUAGCUGCCUUGGCCUUUGAGAAGUCUGUGCUGAUGGAGCUGGAGAAAAGCUGCAACCGCACAGUGCCGAUUGGCACAGGAGACUUCAUCAGGAUAGAAGAAAACGGGGCGUCUUCAAAAGGUCCCCGUCCAUCCCACCCGAGCUGCUGCUAGUAGACGACUGUCAGCAGGAUCUUCUGGUGGACACGCUGCAGUUUGCAUCCGUCCCUGUUUGAAAAGGAGGAAAUAGCUGAAUCUCGGAGGACGACAAGAAGUGACGCCAAGCCAGUCCCCACCUCAGCCGCUCCCAAGGCCCUGCCGAGCUUUGGAGGCUCACAUAGAAGGAAGGAUCUACCUUCUUCUAGAAAGGGGUAUGACCUGCCCAGCCCAGC
This is a messenger RNA of Candoia aspera, 1084 nucleotides long. It is a transcript of the gene RAB36, whose product is annotated as RAB36, member RAS oncogene family. Gene Ontology annotation, biological process: vesicle-mediated transport. The transcript is spliced from 10 exons. Gene Ontology annotation, molecular function: GTPase activity; GTP binding. NCBI's taxonomy places the organism in Eukaryota, Metazoa, Chordata, Lepidosauria, Squamata, Candoiidae. Bases 51 to 866 code for a protein of 271 amino acids. The record is from RefSeq and is a predicted model, not a curated record.